ACAUCCCCGUGCAACUGUAAACAUUUAUAAACCAACAUGGUGGUAUGACGUCAGCCACGACGUGUCAAACACAGUCCUGCUGCUUCUGUUAUAUGUUUUAAUCCUCACGUCUCGGUGGAAAAGGCUCCUGCGCGCAAUGCAUCAUGGGAUUUGUGGUUCUUGACCAGGGAGUCGCUUUAUUCGGGGCUGGUUUGGUGUGUGCGGACGUGUGCGUGUUUCUCCUGCGGUGGUUCAUCACGCAGAGCUGAUGAUUUAAACACUCGGAUUAUCCCUGAGACAGCGCUGAUAGUCACAGACAGUGUGUACAACGGGUUAGUGUUAAAUACAUGCAGCAGCAGCACAGGUGCACUGUGGUGAAAUCCUAAAGUACCUGGAGCCACACACACACACACACUUCUCCAGCUCCAGCAUGAACACACACCUCAGAACAUCAGAGAGAAGAUUGGAUGCUCUACCUGGUGUGUCUGAUUGACAGAUCCCAUACUGAGAGGUUCAGAGUGUGUGUGUAAGAUGGAUUGGAUGCGGGACUGGGUGCAGGCUGUGCGUGAGUGUGAGGGCGGGGCUUUAGGGACGGUGCUCUGUUUAGCUCUGCUCUUUAUCUGGUACUGUUACCGUGUGGGUUGUGAAAAUGCCUCCUACACGCCCGAGUCUCGCUCCAGCCCACCCGAACUCUCAUCCACAAAACUCCGCCCUACACUGGGUGGAGUCAGAACAGGGGGCGGGACCAAUGAGGAGGAGUUGAAUGGCUUUGCGUACUGUCAGUCUCCCGAGUGUUUCCGCUGCUCGCGGCCUGGUGACGGGUUUAACCAACGACUUUACCACAACCUACAGGACUACGCUAAACGCUACACGUGGGCAGGUAUGGGGCGUGUGCAUAAAGGUGUGCGUGAACAGGACCGCUAUCGUCUGUGCAAUCGUCCGUCCAUCCAGAAGGCGGAGGUGUUUUUCCUGCCUGAUCUGCCAUCGGCUCCGUUUUUCUCCCGUGACGCGCAGAAGCACGACGUGGAGCUUUUAGAGAGAAGUUUUCCUGCUCUGUUGGCUGAGUUUGAGAGUGUGUACCGUACGCCGCCGCCCCUCGCACCCGGGUGGAAGACUAACAGCACGCCGCGGGGACACUGGUGGACCUUCUACCUGGUGAACCAGGGCACAACGCUGGCGCUGAACGCUCGCCGCUGCCCGCGCACGUGGAGGGUCCUGGGACAACUACGCACCUUCAUCGCCAACAACGUGUUCGGAAAUGCCUGCUUCUCCGUCCUCAGCCCCGGAGCUGCCAUCACCGAGCACUACGGACCCACCAACGUCCGGCUGCGCUGCCACCUGGGGCUGAAGGUUCCUCCUCACUGUGAGCUGGUGGUAGGUGGGGAGCCUCAGUGUUGGUCUGAGGGAAACUGCCUGCUGUUUGAUGACUCGUUCCUUCACACAGCCUUUCAUGAUGGAAGUCUAGAAGACGGACCUCGUGUCGUGUUCAUGGUGGAUUUGUGGCAUCCGAACGUGGCAGCGGCUGAGAGACAGGCGCUCGACUACAUCUUCACUCCGGGACGCUGAGACGGAGCGAGAGAUGGAGAUAGAGAGCGAUGGAUGUAUGGAGAAAGAGACGGAUGGAACGAGGGAUGGAGAGAGAUACAGAUAGAUGAGUAAUAACAGUGAAGUGAAGCUGAUAACUUAGACAUUUUACUGUACAUAAGUGUUUCCUUAUGGAGUGUCACAGUUCAGUCUCUCCUGACAUGAGAGAGAGAGAAAGAGAGAGGGAUGGACAGAGUCAGUGAUGGACAGAGAGACAGAGGAGAGAGGAAUAAGAUCAUAAGAGGGAUGAGUCACAGAGCAGUGAGACAGAACUUGAAAAGUGGAAUGACAUUUUUAUGUACAUAGAUUUUCACAAAUCAGCUUCUAUAAGAAAAGAACAAAUUGAGAAGAAGGAGAGAGGGAUGGAGAGAGGGAUGGAGAGAGGGAUGAGAGAGGGAUGGAUUGAUCUAUAGAUAGAAUGCAAACAUCUUAAAGCACAUUUUUUUUGCCUAUUUGGAUUUCGUGAUGUGUCGAAAACGAGUAACAGUGCAGAGAGGUGGACAAACCAAACAACACAUUUUUAUGGACAGAUUUUUACGUUCACUCUCGUCAAAAGAAGGAGAGAGGGAGAGAGAGAAUCUGAGAGAAAUCAUUAGAUGGAAAAAGUGGAAGUGUGAGCAGAAAUGUUUACUGAUGAUGCCUCAUGGUCCCGUUGAUAAAGGUAGAAGUGGAUAGACAGAAAGAGGAGGGGAUGAAGAACAGGAUCUGUCAGAGGACAGACAGUGGAGCUGGACAUCAGGACACAAUUAAACACACGGAGCUCACACACAAGAGAGAAAGCAUCAUCACUCGUUUACUGCUUUUAUCUUCAGCAAACACUUUAUGUUUAAAUGAAUAAUGUGUCCACUCAUAGAGAUAUUUAAAACAAUCUGUAUAAAAGAUUUCCCUUCAGCACAAAAAAUGGUUUUGAAAAUCUCUGUUCACAUAAAACCCAGACGUGAUUUAAAAAAUAAACUGUUUCAUCAGAACCUAAAGGAGAACAUUAGAACAUGACCAAAUAAAAAACAUACACCUAUGAUACAGUGAGGCUGAGGAGGAACUAAUGUGUUCUACUGAGAAAUCAAACUGAAAACACCUUAAAUAAGAACAGAAGAGUCAGAAAACCUUCAUAACACCUUCAUAACAUGUUCAUAACACCUUCAUAAUAUGUUCAUAACACCUUAAUGACAUGUUCAUAACACCUUCAUAACAUGUUCAUAGCACCUUAAUGACAUGUUCAUAACACCAUCAUAACAUGUUCCUAACACCUUAAUGCCAUGUUCAUAACACCUUCAUAAUAUGUUCAUAACACCUUAAUGACAUGUUCAUAACACCUUCAUAAUGUGUUCAUAACACCUUAAUGACAUGUUCAUAACACCUUCAUAAUGUGUUCAUAACACCUUAAUGACAUGUUCAUAACACCUUCAUAAUAUGUUCAUAACACCUUAAUGACAUGUUCAUAACACCUUCAUAACAUGUUCAUAACACCUUAAUGACAUGUUCAUAACACCUUCAUAACAUGUUCAUAGCACCUUAAUGACAUGUUCAUAACACCUUCAUAACAUGUUCAUAACGUGUUCAUAACACCUCGAGUGAACAAGUUCAGGUUCGCUCUGUGAAGCUUAUAAAAAAUCCACCUUUUCAUUCUGCUGUCUCUGUGAACAGACGAUCAAAACCCAGAGAAAAGACUACAUCUGUGUACGUGUGAGCAAGUAUUCAAAAUAUUCAACUGUAUUAGACAUGAUAAAUAAUCUAAUAAUAGAUAACUAACUGUGUCACUGCAGUAAAACCAACUAACAAACAAUUCCACAUGCAGCCACAGAAAACCACUGAAGUGAAGAACAUGAAGGGUUUAGUGUUCCGAUAAAGAUGACUGGGGACCAUGAGGAAAAAGAGAGAAGCAGAGAGAUACAGAGAGAGAGACAGAGACAGAGAGAGAGAGAGAGAGACAGAGAGAGAGAGAGACAGAGAGAGAGAGAGAGAGAGAGACAGAGAGAGACAGAGAGAGAGACAGAGAGAGAGAGAGAGAGACAGACAGAGAGAGAGACAGAGAGAGAGAGAGACAGACAGAGAGAGAGAGAGACAGAGAGAGAGAGACAGAGGAAGAGAUGGAGAGAGAUGUCUGAGGUGAACAAUAUUUCUUGCACAUGUUCUGUAUAUAAAUGUUUACAGAUCAGAUCCAGUCUAAGUGUUUAUUACAGGUACAGGACAGGGUGUACAAACUUAUGAAAUUGUGAGCAUUAACGCUGCACGUUUUUCAACACUCUGGCGUGUGACUGAAUAUAAAGUGUACAUAUAUCUGAAAAAAAUAUAAAGUGUAUUUUUCUCUGUGUCAUGAAGAAAGUAAACAAACGGCACAGUGACAGAUGUUAAUGACGCGUUAAUGAAGUUCUUAAAGUGUUUAUAACGUGUUUAUACAGCGGUGGGUGUCAUUUAAAGACUGUGUUAUAAUUCUAGAUUUAACACUUGCUCCACUUCCCUUUGGCGCCAUCCAAAAUCACACACUAUAUUCUUGCACACUUGAUUAUUUACACAAAAUAAUUACUGAACACAAUUUAGACUUGUCCACAAUUAGCACAAAAGCUAGUCAGUGUGCUAGUUGUUUAGCUAGCUGUUCAAAUGUACAAAUACCUUUGGUCACUUUAAAUACAUUUCCUAAUAAUAAUAAUAAUGUUAGAUUUAGCAGUUAGCUGCCAUGCUAGUUGAACUAGUGAGGUCCAGUAGGGAAGUGGACAAACGUCAUUGAAACAUGGGAGCAGAUUGUGAAAGAAAUCAUGCGCUAAAGCAUGAGCAACAAUCAUAACCUGCUUUUUAACUUUCUUAUUAAUAAAAUACUCGCAUUAUUUUAGCGUCAGUUUCAGGCGCUUCGUAUUUCUAAUCGUGUUCACAUAAAACUCACUGUGGAAAGACGACGCUUAGAACAAACAGGAUGUUAUUAUGGGUCACAGACUGGCUAAUGACUGAGGCUAGUCAGUUAGCAUUGACCUCGGAUCUAUCGGUAAACUGUCUGAUAAAGACGUCUUGUGGCUAAAACUGCACUGUAAUUAUACUUAGCAUCCACCUCUAACAGGAUUGAUGUAAUCCGCCUUAUAUAUAAAACCCUUAAACAGCUGUGUGCUGUGAUACAGAUAGUGAUGAAGUUGUGAACGCUGCACCAUGUGAAUCUUCUCGUGAACAUCGUGACACGCGACUGUAUUUGAACGCAGCACAUCUUGUACAGAAGCACAUUUUAAAGUUUACAGUAAAGAUAUAAACAAAAACAAGUUUCAGCUCAUUUCAGACGCUUCAGUAGUUUAAUGGCUUCGUUCUGUGCUACUCCUACAUUCCUUUUAUGAGAACCCGAGCCGAUCGGGACGCGUCGUAUCGUAAUCGGUGGCUUUUUUCUAGCGUCAAGUGAUUUUUGCAACCGACUGUGUGACGGAUUAAUGCCAUGUUCUGAAAUUCUGUGUUUCCUAGAUGUGAUUUUUGCUACGGCUGAGUGAUGAUGUGUGUUUAAUAAAGAGCCGGUUGUACAAA
This is a messenger RNA of Tachysurus vachellii, 5058 nucleotides long. It is a transcript of the gene asphd2, whose product is annotated as aspartate beta-hydroxylase domain containing 2. The transcript is spliced from 5 exons. Lineage: Eukaryota; Metazoa; Chordata; Actinopteri; Siluriformes; Bagridae. The coding region runs from base 511 to 1545 and encodes 344 amino acids. The record is from RefSeq and is a predicted model, not a curated record.